AUGAAUCAUGACUGCUCUGUAUUUUGCUAUAAAGAUGAGCACAUUUUUUUCGCGAUUUUAUCAUCAUUGACUCUGCUUAUUUAUUUACCAUUAUCUAUAAUGUGAAGACCUAUUUGGCAAAGCAUUAACUCCAAUGCAAAUAUUUAUUUAAGUCCUCAGUUCUUGAUAUCGAAAAGUAUUUUUCAAAUAUUUUCAGUCGCUUUGAAUAAGACUCUAAAGCACUAUAAUCAAUCUUUAGAGGGCCUAGUUUAUUUUGUUGUCACAUUGGUUUUUAUUGCUUAUACAAUUUUUUACAAACCUUAUAAUUACCAUAGAUGCAACCUAUGGACAAGAAUUUCUUUGCUUUGUUUAGCAUGAAGCUUAAUGCUAUCAUCAAUCUAUUAUGCAGUCACUUAUCAUAAUUUUUCUUUUUGGAUAUCAAUGCAAUUUGGUGGGUGGAUAAUUCUUAUAGCUAUUGCUUGGGUUAUCCAACACAAAAAAUACCCAAGCUUGCUUUAUUCUCCAAAGGGGGUUAAUAUUAACACUCUCUUUAAAUUUGCAUUGACAAAGCAAGUAAUGCUAGAAGAGGUCAUUAAAAAGCACUCUCAUGCUUAUGAAGUAUAUGAUGAGAGUGCUGGAAGUCAAAUAAAUUCAAAAAAUAUAUUAUUGAGUCAUGAUAUAAACUCAUAA
Messenger RNA from Blepharisma stoltei, 669 nucleotides. The record is from the annotation of a GenBank genome assembly. NCBI's taxonomy places the organism in Eukaryota, Ciliophora, Heterotrichea, Heterotrichida, Blepharismidae.